This is a messenger RNA of Maniola jurtina (meadow brown), 2353 nucleotides long. RefSeq names its product serine protease persephone-like. The coding region runs from base 621 to 1544 and encodes 307 amino acids. Lineage: Eukaryota; Metazoa; Arthropoda; Insecta; Lepidoptera; Nymphalidae. The record is from RefSeq and is a predicted model, not a curated record. Gene Ontology annotation, molecular function: serine-type endopeptidase activity. The transcript has 10 exons. Gene Ontology annotation, biological process: proteolysis.
GCGAUCAAAAGAGCAAAAUUUUCGUGGAAUUAGGUACCUACCUUCUGAGUUCUGCCACUUUUUUGGAAGUUUGAAGUAAAACAUUAAACAAUACAACAGUACAUACUCGUAUAUACAUAAUAUACAGUACAGUGUGCAGUUUGAUUGUGAUUUGUGAAUAUUUUAGGUAUUCAGUAAGAAUUAAAACUCAAAACGCAUUUAAGGGAAUAGCUGACUGAUGGACAAUAAUAAUAAUAAUUGUUGCUGUUGUUUACUUUAAACUGGAAGAGAAGUCAUAAAAAAAUAUCAUCUUAGAUAUUUAAUUUACUACCAGUUAAACCGGUUUUAUCGAAGAAUAUCUUGUUUAAAUUUUGUUUCGAUUGAGGAAAAUCGAACCGUGAAUAAUCAAUAAGUGGGAACUUAAUACACUAUCAUGUGGCAUAAUCUUAUUUUAAUUUGCAAUUUAUUAAUAUUUAAAGUUAUAAUUGCUGGAGAAGGUAAAGACUUAUAUUGGUGAUGAUUGUGCUCCUACUGAAGAAAUAUCGAGGGGAACAUGUAAACUGGUGACAGAUUGUGAAGUUGCUAUCAAUUACAUUCAAAAAACAGAACAUCAUCCAUUUAGUAGAUGUGGUUUUAGUGGCAUGGUAGAAAUAGUAUGCUGUCCAAAUAAAUACAUCCAACCACCAACACCAAAUAAGAGGCCAAAACCAAACACUGGUACCAUUGGACAGGAUAAAUUUGGAGAUACAAGAUUAUUAAGAGUAGCUGAUAGAGAAUGCCAAAAAAUUGUCGAGACCACCAUACCACCUCUAGGUUUACAUAUAAUAGGUGGUGAAUCAGCGUCACUUGGGGAAUUCCCACAUAUGGUAGCUCUAGGAUACGACCGGUCGGACGGCUAUGAUUUUCAAUGCGGCGGCUCUUUACUUUCGGACUCUUAUGUACUCACGGCAGCUCACUGUGUUGACACAUUGGAUCGAGUGACUCCUACGAUAGCCCGUAUGGGUGUGAUAGAACUCGGCGACAGACAGUUCAACAGCGAGACUGACGUGAGAAUAGUGGAGAUCAUAACACACCCGGACUACAAGAGACGCACUAAAUACGACGACUUAGCCUUAUUGAAGUUAGAGCAGCCCGUGCAGUUUUCGGUUAAUUUGAACGCCGUCUGCCUGUACACAAUGGAUGACGACCCCACGAUACCGCUCACCAUUACUGGUUGGGGCAAAACCAGUACAACUCGGGACAUUAAGAGUACAAUCCUUCUAAAGGCGAAUGUGACGGUGGUGCCGAAGAGCAAGUGUGGCGAGUCAUACACCAACUGGCGCAAGUUGCCGCAGGGCAUUUCCGACGAGCAGAUCUGCGCCGGCGACCCCCUGGGCCUGCACGACACUUGCCAGGGCGACUCGGGUGGGCCACUGCAGGGGCUGACGGCCAGCGACGGGCAGUUCCGGCUGAUAGCGGUGACGUCCUUCGGGCGCGGCUGCGGCUCGCCCGUGCCCGGCGUGUACACGCGCGUGUCGCGAUACCUCGACUGGAUCGAGAGCGUGGUGUGGCCCAACCGGACCUAGACCUUACCGGACCCUUAACGAAUUACCUACAUACGUGGGUGAAACUCGUGAAAUGCAUUGCUUCGAGUCUAAUCUAAAGAUUUUAGUAAUCAUUUUAUAAUGCAACUAGGCUAUCCCCGCGACUACGUCCGCGUUAACUACACAAAUUUAAACCCCUAUUUUACCCUUAGCGGAUAUAUACUUCAUAAUAGCUAUCUGCAUGUUAAAUCAGUCAGUCGGAGCUUUUCCUUUUAUAUAUUAGGUAUACUGACUUGACGGUUGACGUACAUCAUGCAUUGUGACAAGAAAUCUGAAUAAUAGGAAUGAUGACUACUAGUCAAAUCAGUUACUUUUUAUCAAACGUUAAAAAGGUCGCUUAGUAAGAGAGCUUGUAUGAUAUUCAUAGAUGUGACGUUAUAAACAUUUAGACGUAAUUUAACGUACUUUUUUUUGUUAAAUCGAUAAUUUAAAAUUUUACGAAUUCUGGAAGACUCUAUUCAAUAAUUCCUAAGAAAUAAUUUAUUUUUGCUAUAGGCAUCAUCCCAUUUUAUGAAUCCUGAUAUUACUUCGGUCAAAUGCAAAUAAGAUGCCAUGACAGCUCGUUCACACUUACCCCACAUAUAAAAAUGUUAGUAGCAUUGGGAUUAGGGCUAAAUAUAUUUGUAAGCCUUUCAUAAUGCUCCCUACGAAAAAGGAUAGCUCUAAAUUUAGAAAGAAAAGAAAGAAAGAAAAACUGUUUAUUUGGUACCAACAAUAACUUAAAAUAAAUAAAAUAUAAAAUGGGACGCGUGGUGUGUGGUGCCAAAAUGGACUCCACUCAGCAUUUGCUG